Ustilago hordei is the source of this 435-nucleotide messenger RNA. RefSeq lists its product as uncharacterized. The transcript has a single exon. Lineage: Eukaryota; Fungi; Basidiomycota; Ustilaginomycetes; Ustilaginales; Ustilaginaceae. The record is from RefSeq and is a predicted model, not a curated record. Bases 1 to 435 code for a protein of 144 amino acids.
AUGUCUAAUCUGGACUACUUGAGCUAUGAUGACUUUGUUGAAACAAUGCAAGAUCUUCUGCCUCAAUUGCUGAAAAUCCUCCAAAAUCAUUGCAAUCAAGAGAUAGCCAAUGAAACCUAUGGUACUCCUAUGGACCCAAAAGAUGGUCAGUUACACAAGUACACCAUGGAAGAGGGUGAUGAAGAACAGACCAUCUCACCCAUGUCCAUCAUGAUCAAAUGCAUUAGCAACCUUUACAAAGCAAUGCACAACCUUGGUCCAUUUGCUAGUCAAAUUGAACUUGGUAGAGUGAUGCAAACCAGAGUGAACCUCUUCCUCGCCAAUGAGGAGUGGGAUGCAAGCUGCAUCCUCAACUUCAAGAUUGAGGGUCUGAUUGAGCAACAACACCCUAUCAAGAUGGAGAUGUCAUGGGCCUGGAUGCUCAAGAAGCAGUAG